This is a messenger RNA of Brachypodium distachyon (stiff brome), 942 nucleotides long. RefSeq lists its product as uncharacterized. The coding region runs from base 1 to 942 and encodes 313 amino acids. The transcript is spliced from 4 exons. The record is from RefSeq and is a predicted model, not a curated record. NCBI's taxonomy places the organism in Eukaryota, Viridiplantae, Streptophyta, Magnoliopsida, Poales, Poaceae. Gene Ontology annotation, molecular function: nucleic acid binding; zinc ion binding.
AUGCAGUUCAGAGUUGAGGUGUUCGACUACGAGAUAGCCGACUCCGGAGACGAGGACGAGCCGAUGAAGACGAGGAAGACCCUGAGGAGGUUAUCUUCAACUGAACCAAUUGAAGCCAAUGAUUGGCUUAGAGUCAUUGAGAAGAAGUUAGCCACCAUACAAUGCACGGAGCAAGAGAAGGUUCUGUAUGCAAGCCACCAACUGGAAGGCGCAGCUGCCGCAUGGUGGGACAACUUCAAGUUUGGUUUUGAUGGAGAGGUCAUCACUUGGGACGACUUCGUCCGUGGAUUCCGGACCGCCCACAUUCCAACCGGAAGUAUGGGACUGAUGAAGAAGGAAUUCCGCUCUCUUCGCCAAGGCUCCAAAUCUGUGAAGGAGUAUUUGGACCGUUUCACCAGCUUGGCUAGGUAUGCCCCAGGAGAUCAUUUGGUGGACAAGGCCAUACGCCUUGAGGGAAAGCAGAAGGAGAUUGAAAACAGGAAGAGAAGGGCAAGUAACCACAAGAUUGAUUCUAGGCCCCAUGUCAAGUCUCACCACUUUUCACCUCCUAGACACCACCACUCUGGAGCAUCCUCUGGAAGAUUCCAUGGCAUGAGUCAUCAGCAGCACAGGCACCAGAGUCACCGCAAUCACCAAGAUCACAAGGAGAACCGGCACCAUGGAAGUGGACACCGUCACCACCACAGCGACUCUGCUCCUGAGAAGAGGGACAUGAGUCAGGUGAAAUGCUUCAACUGCGGCAAGAUGGGCCACUACAAGAGUACUUGCACGGAGAAGCCGCGUGAGGACAAGAACCAGGGACGUAGCAAGCCCAAUCCGUUUGUGAAGGCCAAGCUCAACCAUGUGUCUGCUGAGGAGGCAUAUGAGUCAUCGGACGUCGUUGUCGCCCUGAAGGCAAAAGAAUUAGGUUUGCCACCAAAGCCAGACCUAGGAAGGCCAUAG